Messenger RNA from Carcharodon carcharias (great white shark), 4131 nucleotides. RefSeq names its product DAB adaptor protein 2 (gene dab2). Gene Ontology annotation, cellular component: plasma membrane. The transcript has 16 exons. NCBI's taxonomy places the organism in Eukaryota, Metazoa, Chordata, Chondrichthyes, Lamniformes, Lamnidae. Gene Ontology annotation, biological process: receptor-mediated endocytosis; negative regulation of canonical Wnt signaling pathway; positive regulation of endocytosis. The record is from RefSeq and is a predicted model, not a curated record. The coding region runs from base 473 to 2653 and encodes 726 amino acids.
GGAUUGCAGCACAUUCCACUGAAGCUUCAGCUGCCAGGAUCUGAUUGGAAACAUCUCCGAGGCCACAGCAGUCUCCACCCUGGGGGUCAAACUACAGCUAAACACUUGCACCAGCCUCCGAGCUCAGUGUCUGUCUCGGUCCUGCCAGUUAUAUGGGAAAUGUGGACUAAACCAGGUGACUCAGGCUGGACAAUCUCUUCAUCGCAGGAACUAGCCUAGUGAACCUUUGCAACACUCGAGGGCAGUUAUAUGCCCAAAUGCUACACACUUGGUCACACCAAUGCCCUAUAUAAUAAGACUUUUCAUCCCAGGUUUGAGGAUGCACAGGGACAACUCUCCAUCGAAUGUCCUGUUACACUACCCCACAACUCCUUGGAAACCUCAGGGUGGAUUGACAUGUCUUGAUUGACUCUACCAACUGUAGACCACAUUGAGGGUGAAGGAACUCAGUGACUUUGGGAUUUGAGUCAAGAUGGCAACCAUGUCAGAACCUGUUGAGAUCAACAGUCCUAGCCAUUCGGAGACUUCACCUACAAAGGCAUCGAAGAAGGACAAAAAGCGAGGGUCAGAAAAAACUGAAGAAUCUCUGUUGGCCAGGUUUAAAGGUGAUGGAGUUCGUUACAAAGCCAAGAUCAUUGGUAUUGAUGAUGUGGCAGAUGCCAGAGGAGAUCAAAUGUGUCAGGAUUCGAUGAUGAAGCUUAAGGGCAUAGCAAUAGCUGCUCGUGCACAAGGACAUCACAAGCAGAGAAUUUGGGUCACCAUCUCUCUCUCAGGAAUCAAGCUAAUUGAUGAGAAGACUGGAGUGAUUGAAUACGAGCAUACAGUCAACAGGAUCUCCUUCAUUGCUAGAGAUGUCACAGAUAACCGUGCCUUUGGUUAUGUUUGUGGUGCAGAAGGCCAGCAUCAGUUCUUUGCCAUCAAGACUGCUCAGCAGGCUGAGGCACUGGUAGUGGAUCUGAAGGAUCUCUUCCAAUUGAUCUACAACUUGAAGAAAAAGGAGGAAGCAGAGGAUCAGUCAAAGGAUGAUGGCAAACCUACUGAGAAUGGUAGCCCAUUGCUGAAUUUUGAUGACCAGGUAUCUCACGUUAAAAAUGAUAUUGAACAGAUGCAGCUGUUUGGAGACAUGUCUACACCACCUGAAAUCCAUUCCACACGGGAAAAUAAUGGUGGUUACUUGCUGGACUUGUCCUCUCCUGAAUUGGACCCCUUGAACACCUGUACGAAAAGAAAUCCUUUUCAUGAAGACACCAAUGCUUCCUCACUCAACUUCUUUCCUGAACCUGAUCCCAAUCCUUUCAGGAAUGAUCCUUUUUCUGAAUCUAACCAAUCAACAUCUUCUCAAUCAGUUGAUUCUAUAAAACUUACUGAUCAGAAAGAUGGAGCUCUUACUUUCCUAAGUGAUCAAUCUGUCAAUGGCGCCCAGAGUGGAGAUCACCUUGGUCAUGACUUUGACCAGCUUUCUAGCCGGGUUGUCACAAGUACAAAAGUUGACUCUUCAUCCUGGUCACUGAAUGGAUUACUAGGACAGGAAACAACUGAUCCAGUUAACCAAUCAGCACCUGACCCUUUUGCUGAAAUUUCAGCUGUUGCAUCACCAGCACACAACGGGUUAAAGCCAGACAUUCAAAGUGCUGCAAACAAGCAAAUGGAUUCCCUCCUGAUGCAGACCUUUGACUCGGUUACAUUAUCCCCUCCACCACAAAGCACAAAAGGAGGACGAGGCAGGCGGAACAUUCAGUUGACAAGUGAUAACUUUGGAUCCAGUCCAUUUGUUCUGGCAACAACUCCUCCUCCAGCCCAGCCUGGCCAUGGUUAUCCUCUACUCAAUGCACCAACUUCCUCAUCUACACAGGUCAGCCCAGGUUUAUCUGCACCUUCCCAGGCUGCACCAUGGGGACAACCUCCAGUAAUCUCUCAACCUGGAUCAAUGCCUUCAAGGCCAUUACUUGGCCCACAACCUCUCUUUGGACAGCCCAAUGUCUUUGGUAGUCAGCCUACUACUGUUUGGAGCCAAUCGGCCCCAUUUGGAGCUGCAUCUGCAUCCUCUGCUUGGGGCCAACCAACUUUAGCACCACCCAGUGUCUGGGGUCAGCCAGUUCCUCAAGUCAACCCUUUUGGAUCCAAUCCAUUUGCACAAUCCCUUCCUAUGGCACAACCCAUCAUUGGCCUGACAUCUCCUGCUGGGGUCUCAUUGUCCCCACCUCAACCACCACCACGACUUACCCCUCAGGCCAGUCCACAGGAGACAGCCAAGCCACAAAGCAAUGCUUUCACUGCCUUGGACCCACUAGGAGACAAAGAGAAGAAGAGUGUCAAAGAAAUGUUUAAAGACUUCCAGAUUGCCAAGCCCCCAGCCAUCCCAGCUCGGAAGGGUGAGCAAUCUGCAGUCCCUGGGGCAACUGGAGCUUUUGGCCAGUAUUUCACUAGUAAAGUGGGUGUUGCCCAAGAAACUGCUGACCAUGAUGACUUUGACAUCAAUCAAAUCUCAUCUGUAGGGACAAAUGAAGCCCCAACAGCACCACCUAGACAGAGUAUACCAACACCGAAUCCAUUUGACUCUAUGGGAGAUCCAUUUAUUACUUCUCCGGCACCAGCUAUUCCUGCUCAACCAUCUGAUCCAUUUGGAGAUCCCUUUGGAAACCCAUUUGUGUAACAUUCUCUACAUUAUCUGCACCCCAAAUUUGAUCUUCUGGAUUUGACUAUCAAGCAGCCUUUGCGCACACAAGGGUUGAUGGGUGAAUCAGGUUUCAUCAGACAAGUGAUUCGUGUCCUCUUACUAGAAGGAUUUCUGGCUUGCUGUGGAUUGUCACUAACUAAUUCAGGUCACCAGUGACUAGGAGGAAUUAUCUAUGCAGCCAAGUAGCCUUGCUCUUUUUGUUAAGGUGGCUGUUUUACUACCUUACAAGCCAGAAAAUCCUUUUGGCUUAAGAAUUCAAGUGACCUCAGAGUAAUGAUGGGUUUUGUUUAAUUCCUGUUGCCAGCCUUGCUGUUGGAAUGGAAUGGUCUUACAUUUUGAUCUUGACUUUGAGUUUGUGGACCUGCUGCCAUUAGCUUUAAGCAAGAACCACCUGACUGGUGAUCACUGUCACUUCAGUGUCUUGAUUGAACAGUGUCUGCUCUCUCUGGACACCUGAAGGGUUUGAAAUGCAGUCUAGAACAUUACACUGGGUAAAAUCACUACUUGUAAUGUUAAACUGAUUUCAUCCUGAUGGUGACUGGAGAUGCAUGCUGUUAGAUAUCUGGCAUGUAGUGUCUGGCACUGCAUGUAUCUUCAAUUAUCAUUCUAGAAUAGCAGCACUUUGAACAAUUGGAAACCUUCACUUUUGGAGAGCCUAUUGAAACCAAGAAAUGCUAAUUUUGCACAUCUUGUAUGUUAAACUGGAGUCUGCCUUUCAAUGGAAGAAUUUGUAAAAUGAGGUAACAAGGACCUUCCUAAGCCAAAUGAAUUCUUUCUAGACUUUCUAAAAAUGUUCUAAAUGUUUGGCUUUAUCUAUCCACACUACCAUCAUAACCAGGAUAAAUUUUAUUGGCUCUUCUCUACCAUAAGUUUUACCUUUGGGAACAAUAUAGAUGUGCCAGUUAAACCUUUCCAAAUGCACAGCCAACCUUCACAACUAGAUCAGCCACUAGUGACGUAGUGUGAGUGCACCAAAUGUUCUAUAUAGUUCACAACGAACACUCAAACUAAAUGAUGGCUUUACCAGCUCCUACAAUGAUGUCCUUGCACCUUGUAAUCUUGGCAUACACAUCCUGACCAUUCACCUAAAGUGGGAGGUGGUACCACCAUCUAUCCACAUGCAUUUGUCCAUUACAGAUGUAUUAUCCAUGUUCAUGGAAGUGGGGACAUCUCCAUUAGUUCCAGUGUUUUAAGAUGCUGAUUUUGUUGAUACUGAUUUUCAGGAUUACCAUCUCCAAUUGUUAGAGCAGGUUCUUGCCUAUGGAAUCACCAGUAAAACACUCUGGCAGCUACUGCAGUUCUACCUGAUCCUUGCCAGCCCUGGGACUGUGUCCAUCCAGAUAUCGAACUCAGUAGCUCAAACUGGAAAUGUAGAAUGUUUAUAUAAAGCUGUGUAACUAUUAAAAUGUAAUCUAUCUGUACUGUGGUCUUUUAUUAAAUGUAUUGAUGCAUCA